This is a messenger RNA of Pocillopora verrucosa, 924 nucleotides long. The record is from RefSeq and is a predicted model, not a curated record. Lineage: Eukaryota; Metazoa; Cnidaria; Anthozoa; Scleractinia; Pocilloporidae.
AUGCCGAAUCAUUUCAACCUGGAGGAUUGUGAAAGAUUCCUCCACGACGAAAACCAGUUUAGUCCAGGAGCGUCGAAACGCAUCGAAAAAUACCUUCAAAUUUCUCGAGAAGGCCUGGACGAGUUUUUGAUUCGAUUCCCAGAGAUGAUUCGAAACGAAGAUCAAUUGUUCUAUAUCGUGCGAUUUAUGAGGGCCCAUCACAAGUUCGACACGCAAGAUCACGAAAGAAUUUUCAACAGUAACCUGUUUACAACGAUGGAGAGAAAAGUGACUGAGCUACUCGCUGUUGUGGAGCAAAAAGACCCACACACGUAUUGGUAUUUGAUGCAUGCCCUGCAGUCAAAACAUUCCCCUUUGUAUGAGCAUCUCCACGGAUCUAUAAAAUGUUGUGUGUGUAAAGAUAUAAAACAUAGAGAGAAAGAGGAGGAGUUACAUUUUUCAGAUUUGGAAAAUGAAGGGAAAGUAGUAGUCCCCUUACUUAAAGCUUUGUGUGAAGCAAUUGAGGACAAAGUCUCCACUGGAAGAUCGUUCAUCGAAAAGAUGAGAACUGCGAGGCAAAGAAAGAAAGGUAAAGCUUUAGUAACAAACCGAGCUACCUAUCCUGUAGAUGAUGUUGUUGAGCCUGAGGAUGAGGACUACAUUGAUGCCUCGGAAGACUUUCCUCCACAGCACUCUCACAACGUCGAAUCUAUUGAACCCAAGAAACUCGAAAAAGUGAAAGAUAUCUUGAAUCCUACAAAAGACUGGACACCAAAGUUGGCAGAAGAGAUGCUCCGCACUUGUACCAGGAGGAAGCGAGCCUACAAAGCUGCUUUCAUAGGCUUGUCAGCGAUCACCCUCUUCAUUUUCCAUUCACUUCCGGCAUUUGAUUUUUUGUUUCUGUUUAUUUACUGCAACUUUUUGAUCAUGGUUAUAACCCUCUGA